Molecule: messenger RNA, 4856 nt
Organism: Austrofundulus limnaeus
Lineage: Eukaryota; Metazoa; Chordata; Actinopteri; Cyprinodontiformes; Rivulidae
Gene: syt3
Product: synaptotagmin III
Biological process (GO): calcium-ion regulated exocytosis
Cellular component (GO): plasma membrane; exocytic vesicle
Molecular function (GO): clathrin binding; calcium-dependent phospholipid binding; phosphatidylserine binding
Source: RefSeq, a predicted model, not a curated record
GUAUGUCUUUAGUACAGCCACAGAGAGGAGACACUGAAGAUUAGUAUUCAGAGCACAGGGAGGAAGAGGAGGAGAGGCAGCGCGCGCGCAAAGCGAGUGAGAGUGAAAGGGAGGGGACAGGAGGAGAAAAAACCAGGAGRUGGGGAGGAAAAUAUAAAAAGCAAGAACAAGCGGAGAACCGAGAGGAGAUUUAUCUCGUUUCUGUUUCAGUCUGCCUUCCCGGUGUGGAGAGAGGCCGACAGGGAGGAGGAGGAGGAGGAGAGGAGGGGGUGCACGGAGCGAAAGAGGGCGGAAUGCCCCCUUACAGGCGUCGCAUCUGACUGAAGCACGGCUCGGAGGCUGGAGAGGACCGGAGGCUCCUGCGACGUGAAGGUGUUGUUGGAGGUCCGGUGGGAUCUGAGGCGUUCUCCGGCUGCACCCGUGAGUUCAACCACUUCCUGUUGGAGCUGAAGGCGAAGGAAAGCUCUGAUCCCAGUCUGCGGUGAAGAAAGGMGACAAAUCUGCUGCUUCCAGGUUUCGAUCAGGAAACCAUCGGGAAGAUAACGAAGCUGAGGGCACGCUCGAGCGAGAUAAGUCUGUGUUCCUCGUCGAGCGGUUUGUGAGAGCAGCAUGAAGCAGAACCUGAAGGGUUGAGUUCAGCCAAGAUAUCUCCGUCAGCCUGCUGUCGGUCAUCGUGACGUUUUGCGGCAUCGUCCUCCUCUCCGUCUCCCUCUUCGUUUCCUGGAAGCUCUGCUGGCUGCCGUGGCGGGACAAGGAGGGCGGGGGGAUAAGCCUGACGUCGGGCUUGUUGCCCGGGACCGCCGGGGUCGGGAGCCUCGGAGGAGCCGGGGGGUCGUCUCUCUUACCCCCGCUGCUGCAGAGGAAGGAUGGCCAGUCCUCGUCCUCGCUCUACCCCUCCCUCGGUCAGCAGGGCCACCCCCACUUCUCUGACCUGGUGGGGCUGGAGAGGGGGGAGGUCGGAGGAGUGGUCGGGGGCCCGCACGAGACCCAGGAGCACUCGUACCUGGACAUGGACUCGUACCCCAACAACGCUGGAACUCUGAAGUUGAGUCAGACGUCUCCAGAUGUCCCGAACUCGGAGGGGGGAGCCCCCAAAGACCUGCCCAACGCUCACUCUCAGCAGCAGGUCACCCCUCGGCCCAAACCCAUGACUCACCAGCUCUCCAGCCCUGAUUUCCACGGCGAGGAGAAGGAGCAGGUCACCUGCAUCGGGCAGAUCAAGCCCGAGCUCUACAGGCCCAAAGGCGAUCAGGGCGAAGGCAAGCAGGGCGACACCUGCGGCAAGAUCUGCUUCCUGCUGCGCUACGCCUUCAAUCAGACCAACAAUUUCUUUCUUAAAGAGUUCCCUUUGAUGUCACUUCCUGUUUCACUUAAGAUGAGCCGAAUUCAAUGGAAAWUWUGCCAGUUAUGUGACUUUUUGUAUUUGAAGGAUAGGCAAGUCACAUGCACUUUAAACACAUCAGCUGCAACCUUGUUUUUUUUUUUUUUUUGGUUUGAUUUUAUGAUAUUUAUUUUAUAUGUGUGUAAACCACACAAACACAAAGCAAUAAGACAGGUUGUGUGUUGGUCUCAGGUCCACAGAAAGACCUUAAACCCAGUGUUCAACGAGACGUUCCAGUUUGGCGUGCCGCUGAACGAGCUACAUUCCAGGAAGCUGCAUUUCUCCGUGUACGACUUCGACCGUUUCUCCAGACACGACCUGAUCGGACAGGUGGUGGUGGAAAACCUGCUGGACUUCAGCGAGGACAGCGGGGACAAACCCGUCUGGAGGGACAUCGUGGAGGGCCACGCAGAGAAGGCCGAUCUCGGGGAGCUUAAUUUCUCGCUGUGUUACCUGCCCACUGCAGGCAGGCUCACCGCUACAAUCAUCAAGGCCACCAACCUCAAAGCCAUGGACCUGACUGGUUUCUCAGACCCGUACGUGAAGGCCUCUCUGAUAUGUGACGGGCGGAGGCUAAAAAAGAGGAAGACCUCCAUUAAGAAGAACACGCUGAACCCCACGUACAACGAGGCGCUGGUGUUUGACAUUCCCAACGAGAACAUAGAAAGUGUAUCCAUCAUCAUCGCCGUGAUGGAUUAUGAUUGCAUCGGUCAUAACGAGGUUAUAGGGAUGUGUCGUGUGGGCAGCGACGCUGACGGGCCCGGGAGGGAGCACUGGACGGCCAUGCUGGCCAAUCCACGCAAACCAAUAGAGCACUGGCAUCAGCUUGUUGAGGAAAAAGCGAUCGGAACAUUUGUGUCAAAGUGUUCCACAACACCUUCCCCUAAACCGCAUAUUGUGGUGGACAGUCCCCACUCUGAUUAAAAUGGUCAUUAUCAUCUUGACAGCUCCGGCCUUUUCUUUCUGUUUUGAUUUGUUUCUCUUGUGUGAAUAACCCCCCCAUCCCACCCCGCUGCCCCCCCAUCAAAGAACGGAGAGCUCCGGUGACACUGCUAGUGUCCAACUGCUAGUGCCGAUUAGCUCCAGCUAAUAAAAUCUCCAACUCCUGUUCUGUGUUUUCUGAGCUGAAGGGACAAAGAACCAGGCUGCAGUYUGAACCUGAAACAUUACAAACGUUACAACUGAUGGGUGUAAAUUUGGUAUUUAGCGAGGAGACGCACACUUUUCUCUCUCUCUCACACACACACAUAAAUACACAGUUUGUAGUAUGUGUGUAGUUCAUGUGCUCUUCAGAUCAGUGUUUCUCAUCUAGAACUUUUCAAGAGAAAAAAAAAAGAAAAAAGAAAGAAAGCCAUCGUAGAAUGAGCGUUUCAACCAGGACCAAAGCUCCACGCCCGUGUACAGACUAUCAAGAAGAAAAAUAUUUACUUUAGUGUACAGUAUCUGCCAUACUGUAGAAAAAAAAAAAACACCACGUAACAGGAUCAGACCUCCACGGUGGAUUCUCCAGGCCAAUUUGGACGCCUUCUCCGAGGUCCUCUGGUUUCAGCGUUAACGUGGCGAGGCGUCCGUUGGUCGUUAUUGAUGUCAGAGGAGUGAAAAAACAAAGACAGACUCAUCGGUCUCAGCAUGUUACCUUGUCUCUUUCCAUCACCCCCACUUUUUUUUUGUCCUACGGGUACUCUUUUUGAUAUAUUUAUAAAUACAUAUUAUUUUACUCUGCCAUUUCUGUGACCUGCGUCCAUCAGGGAGGGAGUUUCUUCAUGUUUACAGUCCACCGAGGAAGAGGAGAGGUGAGCGUCUGAUGAACUUGGACGAUGAGAUCAUUCUCGCCUUUCAGACGCUUCCUGCUGCAGGACUGAUCAGGUUUUGUGAGACCUGGUGUUUGGGGUCUGUUCAGGAGGACAUCACCACUCUUUUAUUUUUCUAUCAUCCCAGGAAAAUGUUUUCUUUCCUCGACAAACAAACAAGAAAAAGUUGCCACGCUUCAACUGAAACCAUUUUUUUGUCUAGUUUGUCCCUGAAAGGACUCCAGAAGGACACACACGUCCGUGUUGCUUUUAUUAGUGCGUGUUUCUGUGUUUGUGGGCGUUUGUUUUGUACUUUGUGUGUGUGAGACCUUGUGUGUGUCAGAUAUCUGUACCUAUUAUUUCUGUCUUCACUCCCCUAAAAUCCAGGCAACAAACUAAAAAGAAAAAAAAAAGCUUGUCUUGGAGCCAGAUCUUGUAUUUUGUCUCGUGUCUUUAAAACGAGCCAUUUAAUUUGUGUGUCUGUGUCUGUGUGUGUGUGUGUCAGAGAGAAUGUGUGUCUGUACUAUUUGUGCCUCAUUGCACUCAGUGGGAAACUCUGUCUUUCAUAGACAUUAGUUUUUAUCGUCUCUGUUGUCUGAAAUCAGCUCCUCUCCUCUCCAACCCUUUGCCUGAUGUAACCGUGUUGAUCGUGUUCUUCUUCUGCUAACSUGUGCGCCGUUUGUCUGAGGGUCCAAUCAAACGGGUCGAAAAAUCAGUGUUUUGCUUAUAUUUAUUAGGAGAAACCCCAUCUGGGAGGGGAAACAAAGUUAGAAGAGAGUGAAGAUAAAAACAGUGUUUUUACAGAAAAUGACAGAAUUAGAUCCCCCUGAAAGAAAGCCAGCAGGGAGAAAMCGAGCUUCUGAGAUUUCUGCACUUCCUGUGUAAAUCGAUACAGACUUACAAAGCCAUGCCUGUCACCGCUAAUAUGACUGUAACCUCAGCAAAUUGUACUACACCUCACUACAGCUACAGCUCCUGUUUCCUGUCACACACUAACAGGAGUGUUUCUGGAUCUGAGGAAGCAACGUGGAAAGGGGCGGGGCUUCGAUCGGMUUGUACCGGUCAAUCUUUGAUUUGGUCCAGAGGUCCCAUAAUUCUCCAUCAUCUCCAGCUGCUGCUCCCCCUCACCUCUGUCUGAUCACCGUCUCCGUCCCCACCCCUUCCCCUUCCAUUUCCCGCUCUCUUUCCCGUCUCCUCCGGCCCACCUCCCUCCAUCUUGUCGCUCGUUCUCGCCCCUUCCGUCGUCUGGCUGUCAGCUCUUGUUCGUGCAGUCCUGAGUGGUCAUGGGGAAUCAUGUUUGCAUGCUUAUAUUAACAUGAAUGAUGUCAACUUGAAAAUUAUAUAAGUGAUGCUUUGAGCAAAGCCUGACGAUGAACUUGAUACUAAUACUACUAAUGAUGACGAAGUGGAGACCUGGCAGUUCUUUAGACUCUGUUGUCAAAAAAAGAAGGAAAAAAAAAAACAAUGAUGAGUUAACAUUGUUUAUGCUGUGUUUAUCUCGCUCAAAUUGGUAUCCUUUUUGAUUUUUCUUUGUUUUUUUAUAUGUAAUUUAUUCAAGAAGUUUACUUUUUUAUGAGUUCGCGAUGAUUGAGUGAGAGUUUCAGUCGGGUCGGAUAUUUCAGGUCACAGGGUGUCGGUGGAUGUGGAAGGAGUCAUGAUGGAAAUAAAGGAUAUGUAUCAUCCAA